UCUUCCCCAAAACCAAAAUCCCUUCCUCACAGCAUUUCCAACUUCCGACCGAAAACGAAAAUCUCUCUCUCUCUCUCUCUCUCUCUCUCUCUCUCUCCUCUUCUGUUUUCACUCUCAAUGGCAAUCUCUCCCAUCUCAACUUCCAAACAGAAGAAAACCAAGAAGGAGAAAACCCACCUCUCCGUAGAGCAGAAACAGACACCAUCCCUCCCCUCUCCUCCUCCCAAACGCAGGAAAUUUCCAGGAAUCAGAAUCGUUGGAGGCCGAAUCUACGACUCUGAGCAUGGGAAGAGUUGCCACCAGUGCCGUCAGAAAACCAUGGAUUUUGUCGCGGCGUGCAAGAACGAGAAUUCAAAAAACAAGGCCUGCACUAUCAAGUUCUGUCACAAAUGCCUCCUUAAUAGAUAUGGAGAGAAAGCGGAAGAGAUGGCGAGAUUGGACGAUUGGAAGUGCCCCAAAUGCAGAGGCAUCUGCAAUUGUAGUUUCUGCAUGAAGAGAAAAGGGCACCAACCGACAGGUAUCCUUUCGCCCACUGCCAAGGCAACUGGGUUUUCUUCCGUUUCUGAACUGCUGCACCUCAAAGGCCCGGAGGCCAUCAAAAUGGUUGUAAAAGAUUUGCAUGCUUCUCCAAAUAAACAAACUGUCUUUAUCAAGGGAUCAGGUGUAGAUUCGAAAAGAAAGUGCAGAAAGGAAAACACUUCAGCUAAUCGGGGAGAUUCCAACAUUAAGUGUAAGGCUUUACUGGUCAAUGACGAUGCAAAAUUAGAAUACAAGAGGAUUGGAAGGAAAAAUUUAAAAUUGGAUAAAAGUAAAGGCAGUGUAAAUGAGAGCAUUAAUGAUGACGGCGGACUAAGGAAGAAGGAUUCAAAAACAAAGAAUUCGAAGAAAGCCUCUAUAAAUUCUGUCAAGAAAGAAGAGAGCAUGUUUGGCGGGGAGGCAAAUAUGCCAAAUGGGGAAAAUGAUGAUGAUGCUGAGGUGAAGAAGGCUAAACAAACUGUUUCUAUCAAGGGAUCAGGAGUAGAUUCGAAAAGAAAGCGCAGAAAGGAAAACACUUCAGCUGAUCAGGGAGAUUCCAACAUUAAGUGUAAGCCUUUACUGGCCAAUGAUGAUGCAAAAUUAGAAUCCAAGAGGAUUGGAAGGAAAAAAUUAAAACUGGAUAAAAGUAAAGGUGGUGUAAAUGAGAGCAUUGAUGAUGAUGGCAGCCUUAAGAAGAAAGAGUCAAAAACAAAGAAUUCCAAGAAAGCCUCUUUAGAUACUGUCAAGAAAGAAGAGAGCUUGUCUGGUGGGGAGGCAAAGAUGCCAAAUGGGGAAAAUGAUGAUGAUGUUGAGGUGAAGAAGGCUUUGCCGGUCUCAAAACUCGACAACCCGAAGAAACAUGUUUUGGCAAGCCAUGGUGAAAAUUCCAGUGAAGAUGUCACAUUGCCUCAAGGCAAUGAAUUAACGACUGUAGCUGGGAUUGAGUUGCCUGCGGAUGAUGUCGGAUCAGCUCUGCAGUUUCUGGAAUUCUGCUCUGCUUUUGGAGAGGUUCUUGAUCUAAAGAAUGGCCAGCCAGAAUUGAUUCUUCGAGAACUAAUGCGUGGCCGUGCUGCGCGUCGGGGGUUGUAUUCCUCAAUUGUACAGUUUCACAUCAAAUUGCUGUCCCUGAUACAAAAGGACUUGGGAGAAGAAAAUACUCUAGAUUCAACGAGCAGUGGUAAUUCAUGGAUACAAGUUCUUAGUAAAUGCAUCUCUGAGUCCCAAUGUGCAUCGAAGGAUCUGCCUUUGGAUUGUAUCAAUAGGGGAACUGAUGAAUAUGAGAAGCUAGAUUCUUCAACAAAGCUUAGAGUCUUAAACUUCCUCUGUGACGAGACUCUUUGUACUGAAGAUUUGAGGAGUUGGAUUGAUGAGGAAAAUUCAAGAUUUCUAAAAAGAAAGAAAGAAGCAGAACAAAAGCUUCUGGCUACAAAAGAAAAGGUAAAUAACAUGAAGAAAAAGUUGAAGGAUGAGGUGGCUCGGGCUAUUCUCUCUUCAAGAGAUGGUGGUCCCCUUUCAGUUAGCGAGCAUGAUGAUCUUCUCUCAAAAAUAAGAAGUGAGACGAAGAAAGCUCAAGUGGAGAAGCUAGAAGUGAUGAACUUGGUACCUAAGAAGAAACAAAGAUUGGAUGCUGUUCGAACAGAGCCUGUUCUUUUGGAUGGUAAAGGUCGGGCAUAUUGGAGACUGAGAGGCUGUUCAAGUAGAUCACAGAUUGUGCUUCAAGAUAUUGGGAACUGGGACUCGCUUACACCUCAGGAAAGGUGGUUUACAUAUGAUGAUGAACAGGAAAAGGUAGUCGAGAAAUAUGUUUCUUCUUUCAGAAAGAAGCAGCAUCGGCCACGUGUAAUCCCCAACACAGAUGUAAUGGGGAGUAAUGAAGCCAGUUUAAACCAUGAUUCUCAUCGAUCAUCUCCAAAAUGUACAAUGAAAGAAUGAAAAGAAGGCAGAGCAUGUAGUGGAGCAUGAGAGAAGGAAGCUAAAUGACCCCGGAAAGUGCUUAAGAGUGCUGGAAAUUUUGCCCUCUCAUGCUUGCAUCAAAUUCCUCAUCUUUCAUGGUAUAGAUUAUCAUACUCAACAACUGUUCAUGAUCAGGGACACCCAUAUGGAUGGAUCAGAUAGAAACGAUUAUCUGUGUGAUGAUGGGUCCCAUAUUUUGCAUCUUUUUGCCCCUGUUGUUCUAUUUUGUCUUUGGAAAUGUGGUUGGUAAUGUAUAUGGAUCUGUGGUCAUCAUCAUGAUGUGCUUACUCAUAGAAAGAUUCAUGGCUGAUGAUAACGAAGAUGACGAAGAUAUGAUUCAUACACACUUGGAUCGGCUCAUGGACUGUUCAAUGCAUUCCAGUUACUAUAAUUGGAUGUUCGAGUUGAGUAAUUCAGUUAAAGGUUUUCUGUUUUCUUUUUUAAACUUUUAUAUAAGCCCCUUCCUUUUAUCUAUACAGGAAAAGCUCCCCCUUUUCAUAUUUGUAAUAUCAGCCAACCUUUUUCAUAUUUGUGCAGAAAAACCCCGGGUGGAUGACAUUACUUUUUUGAGUAUUAGCAUAUUCAAAUUCCAUUUUAUCCUCC
Molecule: messenger RNA, 3072 nt
Organism: Magnolia sinica
Lineage: Eukaryota; Viridiplantae; Streptophyta; Magnoliopsida; Magnoliales; Magnoliaceae
Exons: 15
Coding region: 118-2448 (776 amino acids)
Biological process (GO): regulation of DNA-templated transcription
Cellular component (GO): nucleus
Source: RefSeq, a predicted model, not a curated record